Ictalurus furcatus (blue catfish) is the source of this 1174-nucleotide messenger RNA. It is a transcript of the gene dnajc30a, whose product is annotated as dnaJ homolog subfamily C member 30, mitochondrial. The record is from RefSeq and is a predicted model, not a curated record. The coding region runs from base 1 to 747 and encodes 248 amino acids. The transcript has 2 exons. NCBI's taxonomy places the organism in Eukaryota, Metazoa, Chordata, Actinopteri, Siluriformes, Ictaluridae.
AUGGCGGAGGUCAGGCUGCGGCUCGGCUCAGGAGCCGGUAGCCUGUGGACGGCGACUCCAUAUAUUUUUUUGGCCUCCAGUAAAAAAAGGUUGGACGUUUCUGCUUUGACUGGAGCGAUCCACGUCUACGGCGUUGUAUCUCGCAGGUGGAUACACGCAUCGAGAUCAUUUCGAACCUCGAGUACAGGGGAAAUCCCGUUAUACAGAACGAAACAUGCUUAUUACGACAUUCUGCAGGUUUCUCCGAAAGCCACUCAGCCGCAGAUCAAGACUGCGUACUAUAAACAGUCCUUCAUCUACCAUCCCGAUAGAAACGCAGGCAGCGAACACGCCGCGUCACGAUUCUCGCAGAUCAGCGAGGCCUACAACGUGCUGGGGAAUAAAAGUUUACGCAAGAAAUACGACAGCGGGAUUCUCAGCGAGGCCGACGUCCGGGGUUCGAGCAGACCGACUGCGACGAAUCAGACGACGAGCCGAUCUCCGAGCGACACUACGAGAAACCAUCGCUCUCCAGAGGCCGGCGCUCGAUCGCAGAACGUCUUCGAUUUCGACACUUUCUACCGUGCGCACUACGGAGAGCAGCUGCAGCGACAGAAAUACAUCCGAGCUCGUCUGCAGGAGAUCAAGAGGCAGAAAGGAGACAAGUUUCAGGACAGGAAACUGGGACGCAUGUCAGAAGUAGCUGUAGGCAUCAUGCUAGCUGUAGCGGCGGCCAUUUUGUUCAGUAUGAAGUCCGCAAAUGGAUGAUGUAUUAAUCUGUCUCAAUCCGACACGAUUGAACCGUUUAUUUUCAAGUUUAUUCUGGACUCUGUACAGUACCAGAACAUAGAUAAAUAUUUAUUUACCAUCAGAGGACAAUAAGGACUUAAAAAUAUAUUACAAUAAGUUCAAAUGUUUAGACUGUUAAUGCCACUCCUGAGAGAGAGAGAGAGGAAAAACCGCAAGGAAUGAAACAAGGAAGAGAGAAAACAAUAAAUAAAUAAAGCAGAAGAAUUUAAAUAAUAAUAAUAAUAAUAAUAAAACUAAGAAUGCAGAGAAGAAAGAGAAGAUAUAUAUUUUUGGAAUCAGUUAGCAGAGAAAAGAGUCAUUUCUAAUUCAUCUGUGAUCAAUUAUGGGUAUUGGUAAGAUCAGUCUCAUCAGAAUCAUAAUACAAAUGAAUCCUAAUAAAUCUCAA